Molecule: messenger RNA, 636 nt
Organism: Schistocerca piceifrons (Central American locust)
Lineage: Eukaryota; Metazoa; Arthropoda; Insecta; Orthoptera; Acrididae
Exons: 4
Coding region: 1-636 (211 amino acids)
Molecular function (GO): lipase activity
Source: RefSeq, a predicted model, not a curated record
AUGACGGAAAUGGAAGAUGGCGAGGAAAUAGCGGGCAGAAUUCAUGGGGAUAUCGACCAGCAAACCGGGAAAAUAGAAGACGGGACAGAGUUGGAAGAAGAAGGGAAAAUGAAAAUGAUGGGCGAAGAGAGGAUAGGCAGUCAUUGGGUUCACGACAGGACAAUCACUGUCACAAUGACGGAGGGACAAGAAGCACAUGAAGAGAGAUGGGAAAUAAUUCCUGGAGGUGAUGGAAAAGUGCAUUUGGUUGACCUGAAUCGUGACACUGAACUUCUUGCUAAUUUGUGCCUUACUGGUUGGAUACAGGCUGGAGAUCACAAUGUAAUAAUGGUGGAUUUGAGAGGACCAGCAAGCAAUAUUUUGUAUGUACCGGCUCGUAAUGCAGUUCCAGAGGUUGGUCAGAUAGUUGCACAUUUCAUUGAUUUUCUGGUGCAGCAGGGUGCUAAUGCUGGUAGUAUGGAAGUUGCUGGUCACAGUCUGGGAGCACAUGUUGCAGGAAUAGCUGGAAACAGAGCUGCUGCAACAAUUGGAAGACUAAUUGUUGGGGAUAAGUUGAAUGAAUUUGUAAUAUUCAACAAUUCAUCUUUGUUUUUUCCAGGUGUGAGGAAGUCAAUAUUAAAAUCAACAUCUUAUUAA